CGCGUGGUUUUCAGUCGAUUGGGAUCAAAUUUAUCCAGGCGUUCGGAUUUUACCGCGAUCGCUCCGGGGAGCGGGCAGAAACGUCGAGGUCACCGGCUGGCAGAAGCUCCAUGACCUGCGUUUGCCGGUAACUCUCAUCGUCCUCGUCACGUCAGCAUCAUCACCACCACCACCAUCAUCAUCACCGAGGAUCCGCGCAAGAGGAGACGACUGCCAUCGCCGUCGCCACCACGGCCAGAGUCAUCUUCACUGGUUUUCGCCAUCUAUGUACUUUUCUCUUUCUUCUGCUUCCUCUACGUUCGGGACCUUCUGUUCGUUAGAGUAGAAGGGUAAAGGUUCCGUUCCAUCGGACGGCCCGCCGGUGGAAAAAGAAAAGGAAAGAAUUUCCAUCUUUCUGACGUCUCUGAGUAUCGGUUUGGGGAGAGAUGAUUACCCAUCACCAACGGUGCCCGCAAGAAGAUCUGGAUUCCAGUCUCGUGCUGCAGAAGGACGUUUCUUAUAGCUGUGGAUCUUGUGGGUAUGCACUUGAUCUGAGAGCCUCCAACCGGAAUACUUCCAACAUAGAUUCAAAAUAUGGAAAAUCUCUCAAAAAAGGCAUCAUAUCCUUCUUAUCUGUCGAUGAAAGUAAGUUUACUCAAAUUGAUGAGCUGAAAUGCCUUCCUCAUUUCUUGACCAAGCACUCUUGGGGCUUUCUCCAGCCUAGAACAAAGCUCCUUUGCCGUAAAUGUGGUAACUUGAUCGGUUAUGCCUAUGAAGAAAGUAUACCUCCACUUGGAUCUGCUGCAUCUGAUUCAAGUUCAGGAGUUGGAAUGGCUAUGUGCAGAAAGUAUAGAAUAAAAAUUCGGGCAUUACAACCUUCUGAUGAGCCAAGCCUGCCAUUUAUUCUUUGAUAUGUGUCCAAUAGAAGCAAUGACUUCAGUUGAGAUUCCACUAUUGAUAUCCGUCGGAAAGAACCCAUGAAAACUUUGGACUGAGAACAGGGGGACUACCUUCCAGUGUUCUGCUAAGUGCCCAAAGCAGCUCACACAUAUGUUUUCAAACAGUAAGAGGAUCAUGUGUUGGCAAUAAGGACUUGCAGUUCCGUCUAGCAUCAAUGCCUAGAUAUUUUUCUUCCUCCAUGAGCAAAGAAAGAACUGUCCAUAUAUACUGUACAAUCUUGUGUGAUUGAUGUCCAUUUCCUUUCUUCGUUUCUUUCCUCUGGGGUGGGAGCAGUAGUGAAUUUGGCCUGUUGAUCAGGAGGUUUGAGCUUCAGAAAAGAAAGGAUUAAUUUUAA
Molecule: messenger RNA, 1273 nt
Organism: Nymphaea colorata (pocket water lily)
Lineage: Eukaryota; Viridiplantae; Streptophyta; Magnoliopsida; Nymphaeales; Nymphaeaceae
Exons: 2
Coding region: 426-890 (154 amino acids)
Source: RefSeq, a predicted model, not a curated record